GAGGAUACAUUUUUCAAGAAGGCCAAGGCCUCGGGCUACGUCGCUCGCUCCGCGUAUAAGCUGCUGGAAAUACAGCAGAAGCACAAACUGAUACCCCAGGGCGGCCAAAUACUGGACCUCGGUUGCCACCCAGGCGCAUGGCUGCAGGUGGCCUGCGAAUCGCUAGGGCCGCCCAGUAGAGGCGGCCGGAUCCUUGGAAUCGACAUGCAGCGUCCUGCCAAGUGUGACGAGCGUGUGACUAUUGUCCAGGCAGAUGCCACCUUGCUCCCGCCAGAGUUCUGGCAGGAGCAAGCCCCCGACGGCUAUGAUGCAGUCCUUUCAGACAUGUGUCACUUCACGCUAGGCAACAGCAUGGCAGAUGCCUACAAGUCCCUCGAGCUGGCCCGCACCGCCUGGGCCAUAGCUACCGGCGGCGAGGCAGCAUACCCCAAUGCAACCCUCAGCAGAGGGGUGCUGAGGCCGGGCGGCACCCUGUUGAUGAAGUUGCUGCAGGGUCCUGGCACGCAAGAGUUUGCAGCUGAGCUGCGGCGGGACUUUGCAAAAGUGGCAUGGCACCGGCCCAAGGCCACGCGCAGCGAAAGCAAAGAGGUGUUCCUGCUGGGCUUGAAGCGAAAGUAG
This is a messenger RNA of Chlorella variabilis, 618 nucleotides long. RefSeq lists its product as hypothetical. The record is from RefSeq and is a predicted model, not a curated record. The transcript has 4 exons. Gene Ontology annotation, biological process: RNA methylation. The annotation marks the transcript as partial. NCBI's taxonomy places the organism in Eukaryota, Viridiplantae, Chlorophyta, Trebouxiophyceae, Chlorellales, Chlorellaceae. Gene Ontology annotation, molecular function: rRNA (uridine-2'-O-ribose)-methyltransferase activity.